Messenger RNA from Coniosporium apollinis CBS 100218, 1416 nucleotides. RefSeq lists its product as uncharacterized. NCBI's taxonomy places the organism in Eukaryota, Fungi, Ascomycota, Dothideomycetes. Gene Ontology annotation, cellular component: fungal-type vacuole membrane. The record is from RefSeq and is a predicted model, not a curated record. Bases 1 to 1416 code for a protein of 471 amino acids. Gene Ontology annotation, biological process: macroautophagy. The transcript is spliced from 3 exons.
AUGAAGCUCUCUCCUAUACUCCACUUCGCUGCACUCGGCGCCGCCCUCGUUAUCCCAGACGAGGGGGUGCUCAGUGAAGUUGCCGCAGAGACCCGUAAGAUCAGUUCGUCUGUCUACGAGGAAAUUCAAUCGAGCUUCUCCAAUGCGGUCGAGAAUUCAAAGAACGCGCUUGACAGCGCCUUAGACUCACUUUCUCAUACGAGCAGCAGUUUCAACGACAAGCUCCAGGAUACUGCAUAUAACGUCGAUGCUUGGUUCAACAGCCAUCUGCCGUUCGAGGACUUCAGUGGCGGCGAACACCCACCACAUCAUGGGCCACCACACGACGGACCUCCUCAUCACGGCCCUCCCCAUCAUGGCCCACACCAUCCCCCGCACCACGGCAAGCCCAACAUGACGGUAUACCAAUUGAUUGCAGAGUCGAAGUACACGACCAAGCUAGCGAAGCUCAUCAAUGACGACGAAGACCUCGUCAAGCUACUCAAUGGUACCACGGCCAAUUUUACCGUCUUUGCGCCAACGGACCACGCCUUCGAGAAGAUCCCAGAGCAUGCGCCUAAGCCGAGCAAGGAGAUGAUCAGGAAGCUGCUCAGUUACCACGUCAGCUCCGACUUUUAUCCGGCCGGCCGCGUCUUGAAGACUCAUACCAUUCCGACUAUAUUAGGGGAACCCAGCUUGGGCAAGAAGCCAAUGCCGCAGCGCCUCGCCGUCAAGCUCACCCUUAGGGGCCUGACGCUGAACUAUUACGCGAGGAUUGUGGCCGUCGACAUUUUCGGCACCAAUGGCGUGAUUCAUGGCUUGGACGAUAUUAUCAUCCCACCACCCAAAACCCUUGAAAUAAUCGACCUCUUCCCAACCGAGUUCUCCACCCUCGAGCUCGGCCUCGGCAAGACCGGCCUCCUUGACACGCUCAACACAACCGCCCACGCCGGCGGCACAUUCUUCGCUCCCUCGAACUUCGCGUUUAGGAAGCUCGGUCCCAAGAUCAACGCCUUCCUGUUCAGCAAGUACGGGCUCAAGUACCUCAAGGGCCUUCUGGAGUACCACGUUGUGGUUAACCAGACGCUCUACUCGGAUGCAUUUUACAAGAGCACGGGCGAGGAGUCAAUGGAUCAUCAUGACGGCAAUGGAUACUUUCAUGUUGAUCUGCCCACACUGCUUGAUGACCGGUCCUUGAGCGUCGACGUCGCCCGCUACGGCCCCUUCAUCUCCAUCAAGAUCAACGGCUUCAGCCGCGUCACGGCCCAGGACGGCGUUGCCAAAGACGGUGUGAUUCAAGUCGUGUCUGAUGUGCUCAUUCCGCCCAAGAAGCUGGGAGGUGCGCAGGUCGAGUACUGGACUGGCGAGGAGAUGAGUGUGGAGGAGUUCAUGGAACGCCUCGAGCCGUUCGUGCAGGACGAUCGGCUGGAUUUGUAG